This is a messenger RNA of Vitis vinifera (wine grape), 1158 nucleotides long. It is a transcript of the gene WKRY, whose product is annotated as WKRY protein. Gene Ontology annotation, molecular function: sequence-specific DNA binding; DNA-binding transcription factor activity. The record is from RefSeq and is a predicted model, not a curated record. The transcript has 3 exons. NCBI's taxonomy places the organism in Eukaryota, Viridiplantae, Streptophyta, Magnoliopsida, Vitales, Vitaceae. Bases 67 to 960 code for a protein of 297 amino acids. Gene Ontology annotation, biological process: regulation of DNA-templated transcription.
CAGCCUCACUUGUUCUUCUCAUUCUUUGUUGUGGAGUUCAUCGAUUGAGUUUUGUUACCGGCGUUUAUGGCCGUCGAUUUUCUAGGAUUCUCCAAGAUGGACGAGCAGAUGGCUAUCCAGGAAGCCGCAUCGGCCGGUUUGAAGAGCAUGGAGCACCUGAUCCUCCUCUUGAAUCAUCACCAUCCUCAAUCUCAGCAAAUCAACCACUUCGAUUGCAGAGAAAUCACCGAUUUCACAGUUUCCAAGUUCAAGCAAGUCAUUUCCAUCCUGAACCGGACCGGCCACGCCCGGUUCCGUCGCGGUCCGGUUACUUCUUCUCCUUCUCAGUCUCCUUAUGACUUGUCUAAUAAAUCGGAAUUGCCCAAACCGGUUGAGUCAAGCCCAUUUCAUUCGAACCUGAUUCUAUCUGCGAAGCCUGAUCCGCUCAAAUCGGAAGGCAACGCUAGCGUGUCGUCGACGACUUCGUCUUUCUUGUCGUCGAUCACCGGAGACGGCAGCGUGUCGAACGGAAAAUUAGGGACUCCUCUGUUCGCACCUCCUCCGGCUCCGGCGGUUUCCGCCGGUAAACCGCCUCUUUCGUCGUCUCAACGGAGGAAAUGUCAUGAGCAUGGAUCCUCCGACAACAUCUCCGGAAAACUCUCUGUUUCCGGCCGCUGCCAUUGCUCGAAAAGAAGGAAAAAUCGUGUGAAGAGGACGAUCAGAGUUCCUGCGAUAAGCUCGAAGAUCGCCGAUAUUCCCGCCGACGAGUACUCUUGGAGAAAGUACGGUCAGAAGCCGAUCAAGGGCUCACCAUACCCACGAGGCUACUACAAAUGUAGCAGCGUGAGAGGCUGCCCAGCGAGAAAACACGUGGAGCGCGCACCAGACGAUCCGGCGAUGCUCAUCGUCACCUACGAGGGAGAGCACCGCCACUCUCAAACUCCGGCACCGGCCGGUGGGCUCAUGUUCCCAUCAACCUGACGAUCCUCCCCUGCCCCCAAUCCAGGAUCGGCUGUCAGGGAGCAAGUUGUCACAGCCAGGUGGCCAUAGAUUCCCCGGGGCACAAAAGUCAAAGAAGAGUCAAACUUACUGUUCGGGAGAAUAGUGUACAAAAGAAAAGAAAAUUCAAAAAUCAAUGUCUAGAAAUGAAUUAUUAUUUUUCCCUCUUUCGGUAUUAAA